UGGCACUUCCAGCUGAAUCCCAAUGCCAAUUGGCUUGGAGGCUGAUGCAAAGCUAGAAGCGAAUGGAAGUAAAAGCUGACAGGCGUUCUACCGACGUGACUAGCGCACGGCCGCGACUGGCUUUCCCGAAUUUGCCAGACACAUUGUUGGCCUUGCCACGAACAGGGCCGACCUCCCAUUUGAGCCACAAGGUCUUGGUGUCUCAAGAGAGCGCAGCCAAGAGGUUGAAACCACCGAAUCGCAAAGCUGAACAGUUCACAUUGCCGACCACACCAGCGCUCUCUGCAAGACGACUGGCAAAUCUGGGGUCGUUGAGACUCACAGAUACUGCAUCUUCUAGUCUAGUGGUUUUGCUGAGUGCUCGGGAGACAAGGAGGGAUGGUAUACUCAAAGGUCUCAUGAGAGAGCGCAAGGCACCUCCUCCACCAUUGGAGAGGGACGAUGGAGAGCGAGCCCUACAGGAGUUGAAGGCCACUGGAGAUCCUGAGUUCCGCUUGCCGACAGCCGAUGGUACGCUUUUCCCGCAUGCUGCGAGCCCACUCAAGACUCCAACAGCAACUCCAAUCGAUGAGCAGGCAUGGACACCCUUGCCAAAGGAGCAGGAGCGAUCUUUUGCAACACCGCCAACCCCAUCCCAGGUGCGGCAGGACAGCGUGAGACGAAGCUUUCGAUGGAGCAUAGAGGAGAUCAAGGAAGCACAGGCAGAAGCCUGCAAGUGGAAUGUGUUGCCGGAGUUGGAAGAGCCUGAGCCGGAGAUCAACCGCCAGGCAACAAUACUACAGACUUUGUGGGAGGAUGCACAGAUUACGAGCGGAAUACGUGAGUCUGACAUUCUGGGAACUGAUUCCCGGGAAAGCUUGGAAACAGCUGCGCAUUCAGCCGAAAUCACUGCAAGCCUCAACUACCUGAACUUUGUGCGACGCUUGUGUGGACUUCCCAAGGUGCAGCCGAGUCCUUCAAAGCAGCUGGCAUGUAGCAUUUUAUGUCAGGCUUUGCUGCCACGUAGCAUCAAAGCAGCGAAGCAAAGGUCUGACGAUGCAAAGCCCAAGCCAAAGGCAUCGCCAAAACCAAAGUCCUCAGCAGCCUUGCGGUUUGCAGUACCUUCUUUGCAGGUGGCGCAGGAGCUGAAUGAACUGAAAAACUCUGUGUUGAUUCUUCAGGGAGAAGGUUCACUGGUGUCUGCGCUGGAAGAUGGCUUUGGAGCUUUACACCUUUGUCAUCCCGACCUUGGGGAGACCCAUGAGGCAGUUGAAGUUGCACAGCACAUAUGCGCAGGAGUUCCAUACGUACCUACGGCCAUUCCAACUCCGCCAGAGAUGACUUGGCUCAUAAGUGGUGACACCAGUCGAGCGGAGGAGGAGUUUCCACAAGCCUUAAGCCACUUGAAGGUGUUCUGGCACUUGGAUCCAGCCUGUCCAGCCCCAAAAACUGGGAGAAGAUCGAAAUCGAAAGCAACUCCUCGACGUCCUGUGGAGCCUCCCAACCAGGCCAAGCUGUUUGGUCUUCACGCGAUUUGGGGAGAUCGAAAAGGUUUUCUGACAUCCAGACGUGCUUUGUUGAGUCCAAAGUUGCAAAGUUUCGCAGCUGCCCGUUCUGAUGACACCUGCGUCCUGUGGUUGGGGCCAGAUGGAUGCUCGGAGAAAUGGGAAGAUGUCCAAGGCGAAUCUACCACACUGCAGGCAGCGGGUGUCCACGCAGUUUGCUACCCUCCGGCCGGUUUCGUGCCUCUAUCUUUGAUGGAAGGCCCAAACAUGCCGUGGACAGUAAUACCAGAUGCACUGCGCUUUCAGCCAACGUCAUCCACUGCUGUCCGGGUCUUUCAUGUUCGUAUCGAAAGGCAUGAUGGCUCCGAAGAGCCGGUUCGCUUGCAAGAGGUGAGUGUGAAACACAUGGCAGUGGACUGCAACGGAGAAUCCUUCUGCGUCAUUUUUUGGCCAGAUCUAGGACAUGCACACCCUGGACUUCAACUUGAGGUAGAGAUCUCAGGUCUUCGAGGGGACCACGAACAGCUUGCGAUCUUCCAUGAGUUCAUGACGUUUCGGAGGAAGGAUGGUGACCAUGCAUUGCUGGCAGAGGCAGCCAACUUUCGACACCUGGUGCACCAAGCAGAGCCGCUGUGGACCUGUGGAGGAUUGAAGGAAGCGUCAGUGCAGGACCAGAGUCAAAUCGAGCCGUUGUCUCAUUUGGGUCGUGAAAUUACCGUCGACAGUAACGACCUGGUCCUGACGCUCCGGUGUUAUGCAGCUUCCCUUUGGGCAACGCUUAUGGUAAAGAGGUUUGACGGAGAGUUCACCGAGGUAGAGCGAGCCUGUCAUUGUAUCAAGUUGAGAGACCACAUUUUCUUGGUGCGCGUGAAACUUCCUUUACCUCGACACUACUAUGAGUUGAAGUUCUCCGCAAGCCUUUUGGGGUCUCCCAGGGAAGUUCAGCCAAGCCUCCUGCGGUACUUUAUCAAUACGUCAGGAAAAUGCUCGGCGAUUGUUCGGUCCCUUGAUGACCGAAUGAUGGAGAAGUACGGGUUUGUGAAGGUCCAAAUCGGGGCACAGCUCCAUGGCGUCACCAUCAUAGCUCCUUGCAAGUUCAGGGUUCCGGUCGGACAGAUCUACUUCCUAAUGCAUGUUGAUCGGAGUGUUGCCUUGCAAGCAGCGCGUGAUGCCAUGCCACCAGUAUAUUCAUCUGUCAAGAAACAGGAGACGGACAGCGACAGCAUGGCCCGGCUCUUUGCUGAACGGCUCCGUCCAACUCAGGACUUUCGAUCUCCCAAAGAGGUAAGGAUGAUGCAGGAAGCGUUGCAAAGCGAAGUCUCUGCGAGUGUCCAGGAGACAUAUGGCGACAUCCACCUGGACUUGAUGUUGCACAAUGGCCAGCACAUUCAGCGGCUAAGGGAACGCCAAGAGCUUCCGGGUCUCUUUGAGGGUUUGGUCACCAUAUCUGAUCUGGACGUGUCCACAAAGAUUCAACUGGUUAUUCGCUUCCCCAAGAUUCAUGCGUGCGACUUCUCACCGAGGAGAGUUGCUGAAUGGGUUGUCUCACGGUCACAGGAUCGUGUACAUGAAAAUUUCUGAGACAUGUGAAAAAGGGCGGUGCAAACUGCUCAAGAACUUGCUUCGAACAUCUUCGAACUAAAUUUCUGUGCCCUAGGGUCCCAGGGUCUCCAUGAUCCAAACUUCUUGGCAGACCCCUUCUUCUUUCCAAUGGAUAUAC
Cladocopium goreaui is the source of this 3204-nucleotide messenger RNA. The record is from the annotation of a GenBank genome assembly. NCBI's taxonomy places the organism in Eukaryota, Dinophyceae, Suessiales, Symbiodiniaceae.